UGAAACUGGUUUGAGUAUGACUUGAGACAGGCAAGCACAGAAGGAAACGAAAACAAGACCGAUUUUAAUCACAAAAUCACCUUGUAGAGUCUCAGUGUUGACCCGGGAGAGCCCGAGGGGAGGAACAACCACAUAACGCUUGGGACAUGAGUCAACAACAGAGUUUGAUAAGACUACUGCGAUGGAGGUAAGAUUUACAUUCUGCAUUCUGUAGCAUUGGGCUCAGUUACUUGGUGAGACUGAAGCUGCUGUCACCAUGGCUCACUUUGACACAGAAUACCAACGCCUGGAGGCGUCCUACAGCGACUCUCCCCCCGGAGAGGCGAACUUGCUGAUGCACGUGCCUGAAGGAGCUAAAUCCCAGUGGCAUCACAUCGAGAACCUGGACCUGUUCUUCCAGAGAGUGUAUAAUCUGCACCAGAAGAAUGGCUUCACUUGUAUGCUGCUGGGAGAGAUCUUUGAGCUUGUCCAGUUGCUGUUCGUGGUUGGCUUCACAGUGUUCCUAGCCAACUGUGUGGACUAUGACAUACUCUUUGCCAACAAGUUUGUAAAUCACACCGAUUCCUCUAAAGUCACCCUGCCAGACGCCUUUCUCCCGGUGGAUGUGUGCAGUGCACGUAUCACCGACAACGCAUUUGUGAUCUUUGUGCUGAUAAUCUCGGGGGUGUUUUGGCUACACCGCAUGGUCAAAUUCAUCUACAACAUUUGCUGCUACUGGGAGAUCAGAUCCUUCUACAUCAAUGCACUCAAAAUGACCAUGUCAGAGCUCCCUUACGCCACAUGGCAGGAAGUUCAGGCCAGGAUAGUGGAGAUUCAGAAGGAACACCAGAUCUGCAUCCAUAAGAAAGAACUGACGGAGCUGGACAUUUACCACCGCAUUCUCCGCUUUAAAAACUACAUGGUUGCCAUGGUGAACAAGUCACUCCUUCCUGUGCGAUUUCGACCUCCGGUACUUGGUGACUGUGUCUUCUACACCCGGGGUCUUAAAUACAACUUUGAGCUAAUCUUCUUCUGGGGUCCAGGCUCUCUGUUUGAGAACGAGUGGAGCCUGAAACCAGAGUACAAGCGGGGAGGUAACAGGCUGGAGCUGGCAGACAGGCUAGCGUCCCGUAUCCUGUGGAUCGGGAUCGCCAAUCUGCUGCUGUGUCCGGUCAUUCUGGUGUGGCAGAUUCUCUACGCCUUCUUUAGUUACACCGAGGUGAUCAAGCGAGAGCCCGGUUCUCUGGGAGCGAGAUGCUGGUCUCUGUACGGUCGAUGUUACCUGCGUCACUUCAAUGAGUUGGACCAUGAGCUCAUGUCACGCCUCAGCAAGGGCUACAAGGCUGCAUCCAAGUAUAUGAACUGUUUUCUGUCACCGCUGCUGACAGUGGUGGCCAAAAAUGUAGCCUUUUUUGCCGGGUCUCUUCUGGCCGUCCUCAUCGCUCUGACCAUCUACGAUGAGGAUGUUCUCGCAGUGGAACAUGUUCUGUCAUCAAUCACACUGCUCGGAGUGUGUAUCACAGUCUGCAGAUCAUUCAUUCCUGAUAAGCACAUGGUGUUUUGCCCUGAGCAGCUGUUGCGUGUUAUUCUUGCUCACAUCCACUACAUGCCCGAUCACUGGCAGGGCAACGCGCACAGAUACGAGACGCGUGACCAGUUCUCGCAGCUCUUCCAGUACAAAGCAGUGUUCAUCCUAGAGGAGCUGCUGAGUCCGGUUGUCACUCCCAUCAUCUUGAUCUUCUGUCUGAGGAGGAAGUCCCUGGAGAUCAUUGAUUUCUUCAGGAACUUCACAGUGGAGGUGGUUGGAGUAGGAGACACUUGCUCCUUUGCCCAGAUGGACAUCAGGCAGCACGGACACCCUGCGUGGAUGUCGGAGGGGAAGACGGAGGCGUCGAUCUACCAACAGGCCGAGGAUGGGAAGACGGAGUUAUCUCUGAUGCACUUUGCUAUCACCAACCCCCAGUGGCAGCCUCCUCAGGAGACCACACAUUUCAUCAGCCAGCUGAAAGAACGAGUCCACAGAGAGGCCACGGGGGCAGACACACAUCCGCUCUCACUGUCUGAGUCAGAGCCAAAGAGCCUCAUCGCAAACCUCCUGGCGGGUCCCUCCACGGGGACAUCGGUACAUUUCGGCAGGGACUCUUUGACAAAUCAUGCAGCGGCGGGCUUAAGCGAUGGAGCAUCGGCCUUGCGCUCACUCUCUCCAAUCAGCAGCAGUCUUCACCUGAGAGGCAGUUUGAGUUCAGCUCACAGGGCGACCGCUCACACUUCCACCAUGAGCAAAGCAAUGGCAGGUUCUGGGACGGAUGCCCGGACAGUGAGCUCAGGCAGCAGUGCAUGGGAAGGUCAGCUCACCAGUUUGAUCCUGUCAGAGUACGCCUCCACUGAAAUGAGCAUCCACGCUCUUUACAUGCACGAGCUACACAACAAGCAGUCCCAUGGCGAGCUUUCCCGUCACACCUGGCACAGGCAGGAGAGCGAUGAAAGCAGCGACAGCGUCCCGGAUGAAGUGAGGAGCGAACCCAACCCUCAGUCCAGGAAUUUCCCUCGCUCGCACACUUUCCCCGCAGCAGUUGCAAGUCCCAGUGCCAUUCCUACAUCGGCGUCUGCCAACAGCAAUACAACCAUGGGCCGGGUGGGGGCGUCAUCACAGGGCAGCAGCCAGCGACGCCACAGUGGACCCAACACAGAUUCCUUUGGUGCAGGGGGUAAAGUGGUAAGAUCAGCCCGUGUGCCCAUGGGAGGCUGGGAAGAGGAGGGUCAAGGAGCACCACGACACCAUGGGCCAGUACCGGAGGAGAGCUCAGAGGACGAAAUGCCUCCUCAAAUACACAAGAUUACAUAACAAAGCCCUGGGUCAGCUUCUCACUCUCCAGAGAAAAAUGCAAACACACAUUCUGACGUUGACCACACCUUUUAUCCAGGACUGACUAUUUGAUUCGGGCAAAGAUGAAGACGGACAUGUGCAAGAGAGAGAUGUGCCCGUUUACGACGAUCAACCUUUGGAAGAUAGUACACGACUUAUUACAUGCCUUAAAGGAAGGCAGGGUAGUUUUCUAGUUUGUAUAUCAGAUGAGGACAGACAGGAUCAAGUUACUUCUUAUAGCCAUUAAUACCACCAGAAUAAACACUACACUCUUUCUGUCAUGUCAACAAAUUUGAUUUUGAUAGUGCAUUUGUUGCUGCAGUGUAAAAUAAUGUGAUCACUUCAGCUGGAAGCAUCGUUAUACUUUGCUGUUGUGCAAAUUGUAUUGUCCCCCCACCCCCCCUUCCCCAAAAUCAAAUGGCAUUAGGAGCCAAAUGUUAAUAAUGUAUGUUGUCCUGACAAAAGCAGCAUUCGGAAAGAUGCUGAUAACAGAAUUUCAUCUGUUUUUGAACCAUGAACAUGAGGUUCCAGAUCCUAACCUGUGCUCUUUAUUUCAGCUUGCACCCAGCCUCUUUGCAAAAAAAAAAAAAUUCAAAGUCCUCACAUAUUAGGAAAAUCAACUUACAUUAUAUAAAAUCAUAUAUUUUAAAAUCAGUUCUCAAAUGUUCUGCAGCUUUUUGUGCUGGCUCUGUUUCCACAUGUAGACUUUUUGGUUUAAAAGCUAAUGUACAACACAGCCUGGUAUUCUCCACACACAAACACACACACACACAUGCACUUUGUAAAUAAAUGUUAUCAUGUUAAUUCAAAGUUACCAUUCAGAUGAUUUAUUGAUUCAAAUUCUUACAAUUAUAAGGCCAACAUGUUUGAUUUGUCACCAGAGAUGCACAUAUUAAUGUAUUUUAACCAAGGUUUUAUUCUCAACCUUUCAUUGUUCUUCAUGCAAAAAGGGUGCAGCAGACAAACCUGUUUAAAGCAUGUAAUAUUGACUUCUGUGCCAUACACCCCCCCCCCCCCCCCCCCCCCCAAGCACAAGUGCAUGACCAUCAUCCAUACAUUCUUCUUGAGAGUUGAAACAACAACCAACACAAAGGCUCCUAAACCAUCACCAUGUUUUUACAUCCUGUUCGAAAACAGCAUGACUUUCCCCAUGCUCGUCUGUUAUUUGGCAGCAAUUCUUUAAAAAAAUAACGAAGCACUUUAAUUGAUUUGUCAAUGCAGAGGGUGUCACUUGUUUGUAUGUGUAUGCUGUCAUAUGUAUAUUUUUUAAAUAUUUUUUAAAUAACUUUAUUUAUCAAAGGGAAGGUGCCAUGGUGGUAAACAGAAGUGAAACACUGCGAAGUUCAGCGUUGACGUUUGAUUAAAAGUGACUGUGCUCGGGGUUAUUUGUUCUAUGAAUAUUGUAAAAUACCAUUUUGUACAGAUGUAAAUUCAUCCAUUAAAGACAAGGAAUUGA
This is a messenger RNA of Labrus mixtus (cuckoo wrasse), 4301 nucleotides long. It is a transcript of the gene atg9a, whose product is annotated as ATG9 autophagy related 9 homolog A (S. cerevisiae). Gene Ontology annotation, biological process: protein localization to phagophore assembly site; autophagy of mitochondrion. NCBI's taxonomy places the organism in Eukaryota, Metazoa, Chordata, Actinopteri, Labriformes, Labridae. Gene Ontology annotation, cellular component: autophagosome; phagophore assembly site. The record is from RefSeq and is a predicted model, not a curated record. The transcript is spliced from 20 exons. The coding region runs from base 257 to 2824 and encodes 855 amino acids.